Peronospora belbahrii is the source of this 657-nucleotide messenger RNA. The record is from the annotation of a GenBank genome assembly. Lineage: Eukaryota; Oomycota; Peronosporomycetes; Peronosporales; Peronosporaceae.
AUGAGCGGACUCCACGGGAGCAGCGGUGUCUUGUUGAGCGGCAUUGGUGACUCAGGACUGCUGCAUUUGGAGGCGCCCAACGGAACGAUGGAGGAGGUUAUUUGGGACGUCUGCCGGGAGGGCGGCGACCAAGCUGUCGCUAGAGGAUUCGUCUCGGUCGGCGGCAUCUCGCCGAGCUCACAGGCUCGGGAUGCGGCUCAAACUGAGGUUGAUCAGGCGCAAGUGAAGGUCGACUUGUUACCUGAAAAUUGCCCAGGGCUUACACCAUCCGGAGAUUCCCUGCCUUUUGACGUCGGCGAGGCUACGCUUCCUACUCUGGAGUACGAAUUGCGUGUGGUGAGCGUGGUGGCUACACGCACAGCGAUGGGGGUGACCGCUGCAACUUCUGAAUGGGCGACCGUGGUACAAAAAUUAGCGCAGCUCAACCGAGAAGAGUCUUUCGCAAAGACCGCUGGUGUGCGGAGCCCCAUGUCGCCGUCAGGCAAGAUGCCCAAGGAUACGGCGAACAGAAUCAAGGAGCGUAUCCGUGCGGUGAUCCAACGUCUUUUGUCGUCUUAUGUUCGUCACUUGAUAACGCGUUGCGCAAAGACGUUGCGGCAGGUUUCGCCUUAUCGGGACGCUUCGACACCGGUGGAUCGUACAGGCACAGAUGGAUGA